This is a messenger RNA of Ruditapes philippinarum (Manila clam), 3903 nucleotides long. RefSeq names its product atrial natriuretic peptide receptor 1-like. The coding region runs from base 173 to 3760 and encodes 1195 amino acids. Lineage: Eukaryota; Metazoa; Mollusca; Bivalvia; Venerida; Veneridae. Gene Ontology annotation, cellular component: membrane. The transcript has 21 exons. Gene Ontology annotation, biological process: cGMP biosynthetic process; receptor guanylyl cyclase signaling pathway; protein phosphorylation. Gene Ontology annotation, molecular function: peptide receptor activity; protein kinase activity; guanylate cyclase activity. The record is from RefSeq and is a predicted model, not a curated record.
AUACCGCUUGUGACAUCAUUUGUAAUAUUGGAAAAAUAAGGACGCUUUUAGUAUCUGUAGAUUUCUACUGGAAAACGCCAUAGUAAAAUGAUCUGUUGAGAGGAUAUAGCUUACAGAGGCCUCUUUAAGAUAUAGAAAAAAAUAAAUCAAAGAGAUAUUAUUAUGAUGUUGAAUGUUAAUUGAAAUAAUGGCUCAUUUUUUGUCUAGAAAAAUUGAUGAAUCGAUUCGGAGUGCUCCGAUAAAAUUGAUCACUCAAUUCAUAAUUUUGUGCCUUAGUGGUUUGUGUUUACAUACAGCUGGAAGUAAUGUGACUAUUAAAGUAGGUGUGUUAUUGAUGACAAAUUCAACUUUCCCUGUAGACUUACCUAGGGUCGGACCAGCAAUUGAUAAAGGAAUAGACGAAGUUCGUAAUCGUUUUGGUAUCAAUUUUGAUCCUGUUGUAAGAAAUUAUAGCGUAUGGUGUACCAAGGCUAGGUACACGUCCCCAGGAUACCUUGCUGACAUGUUCUACAAAGAAAAUGUUCGAGCGUUUAUUGGCCCAGCUUGUUCAUACGCUGUUCAGUCAUCUGGUCGUCUAGCCGAAUACUUACGUGUCCCCAUGGUUACAGGACUGGGUGAUUUGACUGAAAGGAAUCCAUCUGAAGAUGAUAUGUUCGAAACAACAACUAUUUUGUCUUACAACAUCAGAAAAUUAUCAGUAUCAGUGCGUGCCUUACUGCGUGAAUACAGUUGGCAACACGUGUCCAUCAUUUAUGAUGAAGACGAGAUUUUCUAUCUUGUUGCUGGACCAAGUAUGAUACAUGAUUUUGAAAAGGACAGCGAGUUUCCAGAUUCAAACCCAGUACCUUUUAAACGUACAAAAGCUUGGAAUCCUCGUGAUACCCUAACCAUGGCAUCAAAACAUGCUCGAGUUUUUAUUGUGCUUGUGAAUGCUGGGGAGUUUCGUACACUGAUGUAUCAUGCAUAUCAUCUUGGUAUGGCCUCUGGAGACUAUGUAUUUAUAGCCAUUCAGUUAGCAGAAAUAGAUUGGUGGGGCUCGUAUAGAAACUUCCUAAAAGACGACACAAUGGAUGGAGCAUUGAAGAGGGUUUAUGAAUCCGUCCUGAUUCUCACUCUCGUGAACCAAGUAACGAACAACACUGAGUUCCAGACAGACAUACGAACACGCUCCCUCCGGGAUUAUGGCUACAAAUUUAAAGACGACGAGCCGGUGCAUUAUUUCAUCACAUCAUUCUAUGAGGCAGUAUUGUAUCUUGGGGCGGCUUAUAACAAGAGUCUUGUGGAGACAGGCAAUAUACUUGAUGGUUACAAAAUUGCACGAUCUUUUUUUAACGACACUUUCAAAGGACUAAAUGAGUUGGUUGCUCUAGAUGAGACUGGAACAAGAGUUGCUGAUUUUGAAGUUCUCGAUCUAGUUGAUGCUGAUGAUGAACUUUUUCAGCGUGUUGGUGUAUUUCUCGGCUCAAAGAGAAAGUAUGUGCCGGUUACGUCGGUAGAAAUCAGAUGGCUGAAUGGCGUUCCGGUGGACAAACCUGUGUGUGGUUACACUGGUGAAUUAUGUAUCACAGAACGCUUAUCAACUCAGGCAGUGAUUGGAAUAAUUGCAGGUUGUUUAAUAUCUGUACUCAUAGCGAUCAUCAUAAUUCAAAUCGUUUACAGUCGCAGAAAAUUGAAUAAAGAUAUGCGAUGGCGAAUUAGUUGGAAAGAUGUUGAUGUUUUGAAGACAAAGGGGAGUGUGAUGUCAGGAUUUUCUAAAUCUAAAAUGUCAAUAGAACAAGAUGCUGAGAGUGUACACGAUGAUACCAGGUAUAUAACUGGCUCGAAUUGUUUAUAUAAAGGAAUGGCUGUUUUUAUCAGAAAAUACCAUUUUUCGUCCAUUGAUAUCACAUCAAAGGUCCUUGUCGAAAUGAGACGGUUGUAUCAUCUGCGGCACAAUAAUUUGGAGACAUUUAUUGGAGCCUGUACUGAAACAGGAAAUAUUUCUGUUUUAUCAGAGCUUUGUCCAAGGGGAAGCCUUAUGGAUAUCAUAGCAAAUGAAGGUAUAGAACUGGACUGGUCAUUUCGACAUUCCCUGAUCAACGAUAUUGUGCAGGGUAUGAAAUACCUCCAUAACAGCGAUGUUCACGUGCAUGGACGAUUGCGUAGCAGCAAUUGUGUGGUUGACAGCCGAUUCCUUCUCAAAAUCAAAGGCUUCGGACCAAAAAGUUUCUUCGAAAUGGAGUUCAAAAACAAACGGGACGCAUUUCAUAAUGAUUCGAAGUUACUUUGGACAGCCCCUGAGCUUCUGCGACAAUCAGGAUGGCACCCGGGAACACAAAAAGCCGAUGUAUAUAGCUUUGCCAUAAUUCUACAAGAAAUCAUAAUUAGAGGAGCACCUUUUGAAAUGUCAGACCUUACCUCAAAUAAUAUUAUAGAGAAAGUAAAAGCUUGUCUUAAUCCACCAUUUCGACCAGAAUUACCAUCUUCUGUUGAAUGUUCCUCGGAUUUGGUAGAUAUCAUGGAAUCAUGCUGGAAUGAGGAGUCAGAAGCCCGACCAAACUUUGAUGCAAUCGACUCUUUCUUGAAGAAAACAUUAAAGUCAAAGGGCAGCAAUAUAAUGGACAAUCUUAUGCGAAGAAUGGAGCAGUAUGCUAAUAACCUUGAAACUUUAGUAGAGGAACGAACAAACGCCUACUUGGAGGAGAAAAAGCGGGCGGAGGAUCUUUUAUAUCGAAUGAUGCCCGUACCUGUUGCUCGCCAGCUACAAAAUGGUGGGAAGGUUGAACCGGAAACGUUUGAAGCGGUGACUAUAUAUUUUAGCGACAUCGUGGGAUUCACUUCUCUUGCUAGUAGAAGUCUGCCGAUGCAAGUUGUUGACUUACUUAACGACCUUUAUAUAACGUUCGAUGCAAUUAUAGAUAAUUUCCAAGUGUACAAGGUUGAAACAAUUGGAGACGCUUACAUGUGCGUUUCCGGUUUACCUAUUCGAAUCGGGGACAAGCAUGUAACCGAAAUAUCAAAUAUGGCGCUGGCGAUCCUUGACAGUGUUAGAAAGUUUACCAUACGACACAUUCCAGAAGAACAUCUACACAUAAGGAUAGGACUUCAUUCAGGAAGUGUUGUUGCAGGUGUCGUUGGACUGAAGAUGCCAAGAUAUUGUUUGUUUGGGGACACUGUGAACACCGCUAGCAGAAUGGAGUCUACAGGUGAAGCAAUGAAAAUCCACAUAUCAGAACCUACUAGAAAUUUACUCGAGAAAACAGGAGGAUUCCGUACACCAUUUAGAGGGGAACAGACAGUUAAGGGCAAAGGUUUAAUGAAAACGUAUUGGCUACAAUGCCAAAGUGUAGAAGAUAAAGAACAGUUACCAUGUUCAGAAAACCUUAUUGAAACAGAAGACAAUACAUAUAGUAGUUAUGGUAACACCAGCAUGGAAAAUGAACUGAUCACACUAAAUGACAGCGUUCACGUUACCGGAAGUGCCUUUGAAGAGACUGAUCGCAUGGUUGAUAGUUUGCUACACCCCAAAAGUACAAUCAUACCCAACCCUCUUGUAAUGGAGGCACCACAUGCCGACCAGUUGUCUUUAAACAAAAUGGACGUAUUGGAUGCGUGUUUUGGAUCGAACGGUUUAAGGAAACCUCAAACGAAAAUGGUGAUAGGCAACAUUGCUGAAAAAGAAAGUGACCUUGAAGAUACAUUGUUAGAACUUGAUAGUGUCAGUACGCAUUCACAUGAUGCAUCCCAGCUAAAUGUGGCUGGAUUGCCUAGAGUUGUUUAGGAGAUUAUUUACCGUGGUAUUUCAACUUUUAAUGUGGAUGAACUGUCAUAUUGUUAUCAUUUGAAAUUGAUUUUUUUUUUCAUAUUGAGUCUAUCUAUUGUUCAUAUGAUGUUGUUAUUAAUAUUUAUUGUAUGUAUUAAUGU